Molecule: messenger RNA, 523 nt
Organism: Candidula unifasciata
Lineage: Eukaryota; Metazoa; Mollusca; Gastropoda; Stylommatophora; Geomitridae
Source: the annotation of a GenBank genome assembly
CCACUACGCCAACAUUUCACCCCAGAACUACAGCCGUCCCCAGUGCCCACCUCCGCUACCUCCAACAUCAUCAUCCUCGUCCUCACGACUGCCGCAGCCGCCAUCAUUUUUGCCUGUGCAUGGCUUUUCAGGGCUCAGCAGCCCUUCAUCUUCACUAUCAUCGAUGUCGACACCGUCGUCAUCUUCAUAUCACCUGUCACCACUGCAGCAGCAGGAGGGGGUUAACCACAUCCUCAAUGAAAAUGAAUACAGAUCUAAUCUAAGCUCUCACAGCUUCAAAGAACCCCGCAAACUGGUAGGCAAUACACAGUACAGGCGAACUGCAUCGGAUGCCGCACAGAGAAAACCGAGUCAGCUGUUGGAUCCCCAGCAAGGUGUAGACAACAUUAAUCAUGUCAACAGAAAUGGAGGAACAGAAAUUUCUAGAAGGUCAAGCACCUCCAGCACACCACCAGUGUCACCCGGCCCAAGUCCUCGCAAUUCUGUGUCUUACCUAGCCAAACCCAGCAGUCCCAGUGGGUCG